UGCACGUGACUGUUGGUAAAUUGUUAUAUUUCGAAAAAAAUUAUUUCUUCAAAAAAUGAACUCCCUCGAUGUUUUAUUAAAUUUAAUUUUGUGGAUUUACACGCAUAGUCCGCCUUAUGUGGUCAAUGAUUAUAUCAAUGGAUUACAAAUGACCUCGAACCCGGAUAGCUACCUGACUCCACCUCAAAUAAUCGCAAGAAAUGGAUAUCCAAUAGAAACACACAUAGUUCCAACACAGGAUGGAUAUUUGCUGCAACUACACAGAAUUCCUCAUGGAAAAUCUGAUAAUGCAAAUAGAAAUAGGUAUCCUAUUUUAUUGAUUCACGGUGGUCCAGAUUCAUCAGCUGCAUGGAUAGAAAACGGACCAGAAAAAUCUCUAGCAUAUUUAUUGGCUGACAACGGUUUCGAUGUAUGGAUGAUGAACAUGCGUGGAAAUACAUUUUCCACAGCUCAUAUCACGUUUACACCUAAAGAAAGAGAAUUUUGGAAUUUCAGCUAUCACGAAAUAGGUAUUUAUGAUAUACCUGCUUCCAUCGAUUACGUGCUCAACAAAACAAAUCACGAGCAGCUUUUCUGCAUAGGAUAUUCGAUUGGAAAUUCCGUGUUUUACAUAAUGCUAUCGGAGUUACCACAGUAUAAUGAUAAAAUCGUGGCACAAAUUAGUCUAGCUCCAUUUCUGACUUUGGUGCAUGAACGCCAAGUUCUGGGGUUUUUAGCAAAUAUUUUGAAAAGCGCGUUGGAACAAUUAUACUGGAAUACACCAGGUGGAAUUGCGCAACACGACUUAGAAACAAAACUUGAGCUACGUAUUUUAAAUUCCAUUUACAUUUUUGGAUACAGCUUGAAUGAUAUAUUGAUUAAUUUAAUUUAUGGUAUGCCGCUUCAUCAUCUGAAUAAAGAUACAGCGCCUAUUUUGCUCAACAACUGGCCGGCUGGAACAUCAGUAAAGGCGGCUCUUCAUUUCCAUCAAAUGCUUGAUUCAUUUGCUAACUUUGACUAUGGUUCAGAAGAAAAUCUGAAAAUGUAUGGGACAUCACGACCAUCUGAGUACAAUAUUAGUAAUAUAAAGGUACCAAUUCGCGUAUACUAUGCAGUUUCUGAUACUAUCGCUGGGCCAGAAGAAGCAAUACCGUUGUACGAAAAAUUACCGGUGAAGGCUGGGAUAGUAGAAAUAACAGAUCCUAUGUUCUAUCAUAUGGAUUACAUGAGCAAUGCAAAUAUCAAUCAAUUACUGAAUGAUGAUGUGUUGAACGUAAUACCGUACAUGAUUUUCAACACUUCCAAUCAGGCAUCACAAUGAGGAAAAUCAUCACAUAAUUCAAAUAAGUAGAGGCCAUAAGCGGUUGAAGUUUUCAAAGCUUCAUUUAGUAGGUAUCCUUCCUAACAGUAGUUGAAAAAAAUAACAAUUUUUGUAAAAAAAAAGUGUUGCUUUUUUUUUUAGAAAAUAUCGUAGUAAUGAAUCUGUAAUACUUACUCGCCUAGUUCUAAAAUUUAAAAUGCUAUACCUAUCUCAAAUGAAAUAUAGGAACUGACCGAUAAAGUUGAAUUUUAU
Molecule: messenger RNA, 1552 nt
Organism: Planococcus citri (citrus mealybug)
Lineage: Eukaryota; Metazoa; Arthropoda; Insecta; Hemiptera; Pseudococcidae
Product: lipase 1-like
Exons: 8
Coding region: 56-1300 (414 amino acids)
Biological process (GO): lipid metabolic process
Molecular function (GO): hydrolase activity, acting on ester bonds
Source: RefSeq, a predicted model, not a curated record